UUAGCGCUAUGCUAAACUAAUUCAAUUCAAGAAGCAACAGGACCUUCCUUGGAAAAGGGUCAACAUAAAAAUAAAAACCCUGGUAGAACCCUGGGUUUGGUUUAGAAUCUAUCGAAACACACAUCAAUGGAGGAAAAAGACGAAGGUAUUCCGAACAGAGAGCUCUAUGCUUUGCUUAACAUCUCCCCAGAUGCUUCUACCGAACAAAUCCGCAAAGCUUAUCGCCAGUGGGCUCAGGUCUAUCAUCCUGACAAAUACCAAGCUUCUCAUAUGAAAGAAAUUGCUACAGAGAAUUUUCAGCGGAUAUGUGAGGCAUAUGAAAUACUCUCAGAUGAGAACAAAAGAAUGAUAUAUGAUAUCUAUGGUAUGGAAGGUUUAAACUCUGGUCUAGAACUUGGACCAAAGCUAAAUAAAGCUGAAGAAAUAAAAGAAGAACUUGAAAAGUUACGUCGCAGAAAGGAACAGGAAAAGCUGGCCCAUAUCCGACCUACUGGUUCUAUUAUGGCCAAUUUGUCAUUGCCAGACUUUUGUGAGGGUGAUGGCAUUAUGAAAGGAAUGGCCAUGGCCAGUGAGGUCCAAUCUCAAAUGUCCAAACGCAUUGCAGUUGCUAUUGGUGGGAACUUAGCUGUUACAGGCAACUCAGGCGGUGGUGCUGCCACUGCUGUACUUAAACACCAGAUAUCAUCAGUUGCUUCCAUUGAACUCAUGGCAUUUGCUGGUUUGCGUUCAAUUAUUGGUAUUGAAACGACACGCCACUUAUCACCUCACUCCUCUGCCACUGCGGGACUUGCAAUGUCACUAAAGGAUGGAUCUAUCAAUCUUUCUAAUUUAUGGACUCGCCAACUGUCUCAGACUUCAAAUGGCAAUAUACAACUUCUUCUGGGUACAGAAUCAUCUAUUGCUGUUGGAUGGCAGAAGAAAGAAGAGAAAAUAUCUGUUGCUGGAGAGAUAAAGUUUGGCACCAGCUCUUUUGGGGCAUCAGCUCAUUAUACACACCGCUUUUCAUCUAAGUCUCAUGGGCGUAUAACAGGCAGAUUAGGAAGCAAUGCUCUUGAGUUCGAAAUUGGUGGGGGACGUAGAAUAUCUGAUUUCAGCACAGUGCGGAUGUUGUAUUCUAUAGGAAUUCAGAUUUUGCUUUCCAGGUAUAUAAAUCCUUUUUUUGCAGCAGGGGCAUUUGCUAUUCCGACAUCCCUUUAUUUCGUACUUAAGAAAUUUGUUGCCAAACCUUAUUACCUUAAACGAGAGAAGCACAAGGCAGUAGAAAUCAUGGAGAAAACCUCAGGGCAGGUUCGUGAAGCUAGAGUAGCAGCAGCAAAGGCUCAGCAGCUGUUAGAAAAUGUGGCCAAUAGAAAGAUGAAUAAACAAAUUGAAAUUGGUGGAUUGAUCAUCACAAAAGCAGUUUAUGGAAGUGCAAAAGCUCUGAAAAAGCUGGAUGAUGUGGAAAAAUCAAGUGAUGAAUUGGCUUCACAAGUUAUUGAUGUUACUAUACCUCUGAAUUUCUUGGUUAAUGAUUUGGGGCAACUACAGCUUCAUGAAGGUGUGAAGAAAUCAGGUAUUAUGGGUUUUGUGACCCAUGUCCAGGAGAACAUAAGAAACUGCUGGUCAGGUACACAUGCAACGGUCAAAACUACCAGGUGGUGGUUGAAGACUGUGAGGAGCUGCGGAUACCCCAGGAAGCUCACAAGCUCUAGACUUUUUCUUCAGUAACAAGAGCAUCAUCACCUCC
Molecule: messenger RNA, 1726 nt
Organism: Chenopodium quinoa (quinoa)
Lineage: Eukaryota; Viridiplantae; Streptophyta; Magnoliopsida; Caryophyllales; Amaranthaceae
Product: chaperone protein dnaJ 13-like
Exons: 12
Coding region: 127-1707 (526 amino acids)
Source: RefSeq, a predicted model, not a curated record